Molecule: messenger RNA, 1523 nt
Organism: Argentina anserina (silverweed cinquefoil)
Lineage: Eukaryota; Viridiplantae; Streptophyta; Magnoliopsida; Rosales; Rosaceae
Product: PTI1-like tyrosine-protein kinase At3g15890
Exons: 4
Coding region: 64-1236 (390 amino acids)
Biological process (GO): protein phosphorylation
Molecular function (GO): ATP binding; protein kinase activity
Source: RefSeq, a predicted model, not a curated record
AUUGAUAUUACCAUUGGAGAAGCUCUCAACUGAAAUUUCUGAACUGAUCCCAGUUUCCUCACCAUGGGAUCCUCCUUGAGUUGUUGUGGUUCAGAGAAGGUUGAUGAAGGAGGGGUUAUUGAAAGUGGUGGAGGUCAUACAACAUGGAGAAUAUUUUCGUACAAGGAGUUGCAUACAGCUACAAAUGGAUUUAGCGAUGAUAAUCUGCUUGGAGAGGGAGGAUUUGGAAGCGUGUUUUGGGGAAAAACCAGUGAUGGUCUGCAGAUUGCUGUGAAGAAGUUGAAAGCAAUGAAUUCAAAAGCUGAAAUGGAAUUUGCAGUUGAAGUGGAAGUUCUUGGGAGGGUUCGGCACAAAAACUUAUUGGGUCUUAGGGGCUAUUAUGCUGGGGCUGAUCAACGCCUUAUCGUCUAUGAUUACAUGCCAAAUCUCAGCUUACUUUCUCAUUUGCAUGGCCAAUUUGCGAAUGAAGUUCAUCUAGACUGGAAAAGAAGAAUCAAAAUCGCUAUUGGCUCAGCAGAAGGCCUCCUGUACUUGCACCAUGAGGUAACACCACAUAUCAUUCACAGAGACAUAAAGGCAAGCAAUGUGCUCUUGGAUUCCGACUUCGAACCUCUGGUUGCAGAUUUCGGGUUCGCCAAGCUAAUCCCAGAAGGCGUAAGUCACAUGACGACGCGUGUGAAGGGCACAUUGGGCUACCUAGCGCCGGAGUACGCCAUGUGGGGGAAGGUCUCCGAAGGGUGUGAUGUUUACAGCUUUGGAAUUCUUCUCCUAGAGCUUGUAACCGGAAGAAAGCCUAUUGAGAAGCUCCCCGGCGGAAUUAAGAGAACGAUAACUGAAUGGGCUGAGCCGCUGAUAACAAAAGGAAAGUGGAAAGAACUUGCUGAUCCUAAGCUCAGAGGGAACUUCGAUGAGGCUCAGUUGAAGCAAGCAAUCAACAUUGCUGCUAUGUGUGUGAAAAGUGAGCCUGAGAAAAGACCUAAUAUGAUGCAAGUGGUUGAUCUUUUGAAAGGGUAUGAGGCUAAUAAGGCCAAGAUGACACCAAUGAGAAUUGAGAGUAUUAGGUAUAAGGAUGAGCUGGUUGCACUUGACCAAGCUACCGAUGAUGAUGAUGACGAAGUGGGUGCUGAUGAGAGUAAUGGUGGGUAUGGUGUUUUUAGUGCUAUUGAGGUCCAGAAAAUGAAGGAUCCUUAUCAGAAUAUCCAUGGAGAUAGGAGAAUGACCAAGCAGUAUGUGUGAGGAAGAGAGUAUAAUACUCCGUCGAUCGUUUUAUAUAUAGCUAGCCAUGUAUGCAUUUUGGUUACACCGACCUAUAGGAGAGAGAUAUUUGAUCCUCUAAAGUUGGGUUUUGGGCGUGGAAUAAUACUUGACCAGUACGUAGAAUUGGAGCUGCAAAACUGAAAUAUAUAUAGCUACUGGCCUUUCAUAAUUGAUUUGUUGAUAUGUAUUAGCGAGCAAUCAUUUUCCACGACAAGGCCGGAGUAUGGCCGGUUCCGGAAGGCGUGACAAAUGCUUUUCAGUUUUUC